Molecule: messenger RNA, 711 nt
Organism: Sorghum bicolor (sorghum)
Lineage: Eukaryota; Viridiplantae; Streptophyta; Magnoliopsida; Poales; Poaceae
Exons: 3
Coding region: 35-463 (142 amino acids)
Cellular component (GO): chloroplast
Source: RefSeq, a predicted model, not a curated record
CACCGUCACACAAGUACUACUACCAUAUCAUGUGAUGUGCAUGAGGCAGGGGAGUGCUUUGCUCCUCCACACCAGCCCAGCCAUGGCCAAGGUAGCUCCUCCUCUCCUCGCCGCUGGGAGCUGCACCGCCAUCACAGCCCAGCCUUCGUCGAGGAAAGGCGCUGCCGGUUUGUUCGCCAGUCACAUCGUCAGCAAGCGUGCAAGGAUAAUAGCGAAGCUUGGCAAGAUUGGUCAAAAACUGAUCCGCGCAGGAGGAGAUGGUGAGCUGAAGCCUCCAGGCAAGAAGAAGUUCAUCACCAGGGAAGAGGAGCCAGAACAGUACUGGCAGACUGCAGGGGAGAGGGAGGGCGAGAACCCCAUGAUGACACCCCUGCCCUACAUCAUCAUCUUUGGCAUGUCCACCCCCUUCGUCAUCCUCGCCAUCGCCUUCGCCAAUGGCUGGAUCAAGGUCCCUGUGCGAUGAGCACUUGUCCAUGACCAUGACGCGGUUGCGCAAUCAACCAAUCAGAUCUUGGAUGUUGAUUGCCCUGCAUCUUAUCCAGCGAGAGUCCUGCGAGUUUGUACCUUCAUAUAUAGAGACAAGAGUUCUUGUUUGUGUAAGCAUAAUUGCAUGAUCAUAUGGUGUAUGUUUAGUAUGUAACUCAAAACUUUUGGAGCUCCUAAGUGUUUACCCUUUUGCAAUAUAACUUCAGUCUUCAGGCAUUCUUCCAA